Messenger RNA from Salpingoeca rosetta, 1811 nucleotides. RefSeq lists its product as uncharacterized. Bases 11 to 1513 code for a protein of 500 amino acids. NCBI's taxonomy places the organism in Eukaryota, Choanoflagellata, Craspedida, Salpingoecidae. The record is from RefSeq and is a predicted model, not a curated record. Gene Ontology annotation, molecular function: protein binding. The transcript has 3 exons.
UGGUGUUGUGAUGAUCACCGGCGCUGGUGUCGCUGUGGCACAAAGCAGUCAAGAGGAUACAACGGUGGUGUGGACACAGGUGGCCACGGAUGUGCCCUUCGAGCACACAACGUACAUGGUGCGCUUGGACGCGGAUGGCUGCCUGUAUCACUUCCACAACGAUGCGGCGCGAUCGCAGCGCAACCACAAGUCGUGUAAUGGCGGGCAGACCUGGACGGCGCUGCCAAGCUACCCAAGCCCUUCGCGCAGCGACUUUGCCGUGUGCACCUCAAACGGCCGCAUCUUCCUCAUUGCGGGUUCCACCGAUGGCAGCGGGCGCGGCUUCACGUCGUCGGUCAUCAGCUCCAGUGACGGCGUCAACUGGUCGGCCGAGCCGAACUUCCCAGAUGCCAGGGGCUUCCACAACUGCGCAACAGACCCAACCACAGACAACAUCUACGUGGCUGCAGGGUGUUGCAGCUACAAGUCCGACGUCAAGGCCUUUACCGGCAACGCCUGGAUCACCACCACAUCUUCCGUCUCAUCCACCCUCUACAAGUCGCGCGCCUACUCCGCCAUGGCAGCAUUGGACAACGGUGACUUGUUCAUCUCCGGAGGCCACGAGUUCGGCCCGUAUGUGAACGCCAUUGAUCUGUGGCGGUCAACCAAUGACGGGGUUUCAUGGUCGCGGCUGUGCAACGGCGCCACGUGUCCCUGGAACGCGUCAAUGUUGUCAUCUCACCUGACGGCGCUCUUUGGCAUGGGCGACCGCCUCUUCGUCGGCUUCUUCGAGCACCUGUAUGUGUCGCAUGACCGCGGCGUCUCGUUCACUCAGGUCACCCAACAGCCGUUCCUGCCCGUGUCGCAUUGGAACGCCCGCCACCCGGCCGUGGACGCAGCGACAGACAGCAUCUUCGUCGUGUCUGGAUCAAACAUGUACGUCGGCACACUUGGUGCAGCGCAGACAACCACGACCACAACAUCGACGACGACGACAGGGUUGCCCAGUAUCGCUGCGAACGCGUUUGCGGAGGGAGAUGCGUGGAUGGACUUUGCAGACACAGCGUGUGGCGUCGGUCGCAUUACACUGACGCAGGAGCAGGUGCUUGCAGGCAACACAUUUGCAGCCGGCACGCCAGCGCUCGUGCUGUGGGCAGCCGGCAACAGAGUCAUCGUGGAGGCGCCAGCCGUGGACAUCAACGCAACCGCCCUCACUCGAGUCGACGAUGAUGACGGUGCAGACGCGGUGGUGGUGGGGAGGUAUCGCCUGCACACUACCAACACCACCGCCACUCGUGACGAUGUUGGUGACGGGUCUGUGGCCGAUGCCCUGGCGCUUGAGGUGCGCGCGCCACUGCUGGUCCUGUCAGGCGCAGACGAUAUUGGUGACGUUGAUGUGCGCAUCACGCAGUCGCCGUCAUGCACGCGCCCGCAUAUCGGCUGUGAUGAUGACCGUAACCUGCUCAUCUGCUCGCCAUUCCACGUCGCGCUCCGCGGCCUCAUCGUCACGCUGGCCACCAACAGCACGCCAUAGCGUUGUGUGCGUGUGUGUGUGUGUGUGUAUGCGUGUGUGCGUGUGUGCGUGUGUGUGUCAAUGUGUGAUUUCUGCGGCAUCGGCUCGUGCUGACUUAUUUUGUUGGGUGUUUCUCUUCCCUCGCUUUCUUUACAACUCGGCCAAUGCUUGUCCGUGAACGCUACGAGUACUUGCUUCCUUGCUUCUUUGCUUGCCUCUUCCCCGCCUGUUUCCAUGCUUCCUUCCUUGACACAUGAUGCUGUCAUCAUCUUCAUCAUAUUUACAUGUGUGCGAACCCGAAACGACGGCAAUACCACAC